ACCAAAUAAACUUUGUUGUUAAAGGGAGAGACAGCGCUUGACCUUGCAGUUCAAACUCAGAAUCGCUCCAUGGUCUAUAUGUUAAUGGAGGAAGGAAGAAUGAGAAGCAGAAGAAAUAACAGGUUACUGAGAGUAAUGGAGAAAUACGAGCUGUUCCUGCUGCUGGCAUCUUGCUUGACUGUGAUGUGGGCCAUAGGAUACGUAAUGAACUUAAGUUCUGAUUCUUGGCUUUUGAAAGGAUGCCUGCUUCUCUUUCUGCUGGUUGGGAUGGCUCUGUUCAUGAGGCACUCUGUGGGACUCAAGAAUCUGAGGUAUCUUCCCACAGCACUGAUGCUAAGUUCCGUCUUUUGGAUGUCUGUGACGUGGUUUUUCUGGUUCAUGCCUGAUGUGACCAGUACCAUUUUUGAGAUCCCUGUCGUGUUCAGCGUAGUGGGUCUUCUUUAUUUUUUCUAUAAAACCUGGAGGACUGAUCCCGGAUGUAUUAAGUCUUCAGAAGAAGACAAAAAAGAGGUCCUCAUAAAAUGUGAUCCAAAUGCAUGCAGAAACUCUCCUGUCUUUCAGAACAUUGUAGCUCUUGCAGAAGCAGGGUGCUUGGACUUCAGAACAUUUUGCACGUCAUGUCUUGUAAGGAAGCCUUUGAGAUCUGUGCAUUGCCUUCUUUGUGACUCAUGUGUAGCCAGAUAUGAUCAGCAUUCUCUGUGGAUUGCACAGUGCAUAGCCGUUACUUGUGUUUUGCUAAGAUUGCACUCUUAGGACUGACCUCACAUGAGAGAAUGAACCUCCUGAUGCAGAGCAAAUCUUCUAAGCAUCCUGUUUCACUCAGGAGAAAUCCAUACAAGUAAGUGCUGUA
Molecule: messenger RNA, 850 nt
Organism: Meleagris gallopavo (turkey)
Lineage: Eukaryota; Metazoa; Chordata; Aves; Galliformes; Phasianidae
Source: RefSeq, a predicted model, not a curated record